AUGAUUGACCGAUAUUAUAUCAGUCUAAUAAUAUGGAUAUCACUGGUACUAUUCACUGUAAUUCUGGAAACAAGCGCUGCUUCUGAUCGCGUCAAAUUGCGAGAUGUUAGCGCAUUAACGCUAUACAAAGGAAAAUGGACUACUGGAAGAAGAUCAUCUCCGACAUUGCAACUAAAGUGUAUCGGAGGAUCUGCGAAAGGUGCCUAUGAACCAAAAGUUGUGCAAUGUUCAAAUCAAGGAUUUGAUGGUACAGACGUUCAAUGGAGAUGUGAUGCUGAUCUUCCACAUGACAUGGAAUUCGGAGCGAUCACCGUAUCUUGCGAAGGUUAUGAUUACCCAGACGAUCCAUAUAUUCUCAAAGGAUCUUGUGGACUUGAAUACGAACUCGAUUACAACAGCGGCAGUGGUAAACGUUCUCUUUCUCGAUCAACCAAAACAGACCCAUGGGACACUUUUUCCACAUUUGUUGUUGUCGCGUUUAUUCUAUUUGUUAUUUACACGAUGUAUAGCAAUUGGAAUAGCAAUGGGACCAGCAAUUAUCGCCCUGGUGGUGGUCCUGGUGGUGGUGGCGGCGGCGGUGGAGGGCCUGGCGGAUAUCCAGGAGCACCACCUCCGUAUGAUGACACCAACAACGGCAAACCACCUCCGUACGGAUUCAAUACAGGAAGCUAUUCCGGCAGUUCGAGCUGUUCAGGAAAUGCGGGUGGAGCAAAUGCUGGUGGGGGAGGUGGAUUUUGGACUGGAGCAGGUCUCGGCGCGAUCGGCGCAUAUUUAGCGUCGAAUUAUUUGAAUGGAGGAUAUAAUGGUUAUGGAUAUGCUCGUCCAAGAAGACGUUUUAUGGAAGACACUGGGUUUGCUACUUCUGAUUCCUACUAUUCUGGUCCGUCUACUUCAACUAGAUCAUCCUCAGGAUACGGAGGCACAACACGUCGUUGA
Caenorhabditis bovis is the source of this 936-nucleotide messenger RNA. Lineage: Eukaryota; Metazoa; Nematoda; Chromadorea; Rhabditida; Rhabditidae. The record is from the annotation of a GenBank genome assembly.